UGCGUAUGAACAAUGAGAGAGAGAUGGUUAUAUAUGAUGAGCGAAAGGGCCUUAUACACAAUCCAAAAGGUAAUUUCAAAAAGUGACAUUUCAACUGACGCAUGCGAUUCGUCAACCGCUUUUUAUCCAUACAGAUACAUCUCAACCAAUUCGAUGUAUACUUGAAACUAUUUUGUAUGGAAUUCUUGGUGUGUUCCAUGGGCAAAAUAACAAUCCAUCACACAUAAAACUAUAUAGAUUCUUUCCACAUUUACGAUUGAAAAUCGUAACGGGAUCGGUAGUGAUAAACAUCUAGUGUUUCUUUUUCAUUGUUCUUUGUAUUUUCUUCACUUGCCACUGCAUUUCGAUCAUAAAUAUUCGAUAUCGUGCUAAAACCAUUCGCUAAACACAAUGGCAAAUAAAUUCAAUGUUCUGUAAUAUUGUUUUUUUUCUCUCCUCUGUUACCGUGUUGAUAAUUUAGCAAAAAAUAGAAAGAAAACUUGUUGAAAAUUUGUGUGAAUGAAAUUUCGACUGUUUUUGCCAUAGACAAUGAAUGAAUGAAUGAAUGUCAAAGUGAUUUUUAUUGGUGCUUUGAAACUGAAAUAAAAUACCAUGCAAAACUAAGUGCAAGAAAAAUCAAUGAUAAUUGAAACUUCGAGUGGCGCAAUGCACAUAAAAAAGAAAGCACCACCACUGAAGGUAUAGAACGAAUAACAAAAAGAACAGAAAAUACACUCGAAACGUUGCUCUUUGAAGUUGGAGUACAUUCAAUCGGAGUGUAUUCCGUAUUUUUCAAGCCAGUGUACAGUUCGUUCGUACGCUAAGUCCUGUGUUUGCAUUUGUAAAUUUUCGGUUGGCAAAAUUGGCACUGGGUUUGAUUAUAGAGCUUAUGACACUUUUUUUUGCUGUUCAUUGAAAAAGUUUGCUACGCUUACAAGGAUACAGUGUGUGUGUUUAUCAUCUACGUUCCAGACUUUUGGCUACUUUAAAACGAUCAAAGUUUUAUUUGAUAUGCAUUUUAAAGUUUUGUGUUGACGUUGAAAAAUACCGAGUAAUAUUUCGAUAUGAAAACAAAGUUGAUUUCGAUGCAAUGGCGCGGCUGUGCCUCAGUUGAUCCCCGAUUUUCGGCGGCAAUGCUGCCAUGGACUAUUGCUGAUAUUUACAGUCGUGAACAGUUUACAAAUCUAUCGAUCGGCAUAGAAAAUGGUGUUCUUGAGACGUACAAUGAGGAUUUUGAGCUUCAGUUCACGCAUCAACUCAAAUAUAUUGUGGGCAUUUGCAAAAUAGCUACGGCUCAAAAUGCGGUGAACUGCAAAAGUAAACUCACGGAAUUUAUAACAUUCCCAAAUCGACGGCCCCAAUCCACCAUAAUCGACGAAGUGAACGCCAAGGCUGGCGUUCAUGGUAUCGUCUACUUAUUGAAGAAUCCCCGAGAUCCAUUGCUGCAUGUAUUUUUAUUCGAGAGUCCACAUUUGGAGCAGAUCAAUAGUCUGAUGCACUUGAUGCGAGACUCUCCACAACCAUUAGGCGGAUCAGUUGGUUCGAUUCCAUCAACAUUUAUUGGACGCACAUCGGCGAGCAGUGGUGAUUUGCAAACACUUCAAAAAGCAUUGAAUGCAUCGCACGGCGUACACUCGACACCAGCAUCGAAUUUAAAAUUUUCCGAAUCGGUUCGUAAUGCACAGCAUGAUGGCAGCCCAUCAAUAGUAUCGACACGGAAGAUGCACAUAUCUCGCAGUUAUUCGCACGAUUUAAAGAGUCACGUAGAUAGCAACAGUAAUUUAAGCAUUAGCAAAAGUGGUCAUUCAUCAGCCAGCAGUAGUACGGUCAAUUUAACCAUGCCAGACAUUUCGCCGAGCAACUCACAAUUCUUUGAGGUGAUGUACGUGGGUAAAAUUAAGGUGUCCCACAAACGUGUACCAUUCUCAUUUAUCGACGAUGCACUUCCAAAAUUCAAGGCAUACGAUACACAACGCAUUCGGCUAUUGCAACCACAAUUUCCAGAACAACAUCAACAGCAGAACUCAGAAGCCGACCAGCAUACUUUAGAAGUUCCACAGACAUAUGGACGCCGCGGUAGUAAUGGUAGUAUUUCUGGAUUGUCCCCACGGGGAAGCAUGAGCCAAUUGGCACCGCACGAAGAAACACACGAGGAACACGAGGAAAAUGAUCAAGAUGAUGAUGAAACCGCCUCCAAAGGAUCAAACGAGUCAAAAGAAUCGAAGGAAUCAAAAAAGUCGUACAAUGAACGAGUUCUGAACACAAACUACGAGAAUGACAAAGACAAUCCAAGUCAACCGACAAAGUGUCAAAUGCUACGACGCAAAAGUUUGGCACCAGCUCUUCACAGCACACUUAUCGACGGAACAAAUGCAACCUCAACUAGCGCUAGACAAAGCGAAACUGAAAAUGAUAGCAUCAAAAAUAGUAAUGAUUAUAUUGAUGAAGUUCAAGGCGAUAUGACGCCAAAACGUCGAGAUCGUUCUGCAUCGAUUGGAUCGAUUCCACAAAUCGAUCAGAAUCGCACCAUGGUUCUGUUGGUUGGAAAAGAAGACAUCCGUUUGAUCAGUCCCGAUCGCAAGCAGGUGCUGUUGUACAAAGAUAUGAAAGACGUGGCAAGCAUUUCUCAGGGUCAUAAAAACUCCGAUCAUUUCGGUAUCAUUAUUCGCGAUUCACGAAACGAUGCCACUGCAAAUGGGGGCCAUGGCUACAUUGGAUAUGUGUUCAAGGUUCAAUCGGAUUCGGUGGCCGAUGAUAUUAUCACAGCAAUUCAACAGUCGUUCAUUUCACAUUCGGAAAGCAAGAAAAUUCGUAAUAAAAACCAAGUCUUUUCUUGUGAACACUGUCCAAUGUUGUGGUACCACAAACUAUGCACCGAUGUCGAAGGAUUGAAUGACAAAAAGGCACAAACAUUGAUUUUCCGUCGCAUCGAACAAUUACCCGAAGAUGAACAGGAUACAAUCUUUGCUAAAUAUUAUGGUGCCGAAGAGAUUGCCGACCAUUCGUUGGCUGAACAAAACCAAUUUUUGAUGAUGCUCUUGCGCGCUCACAGCGAAUCACGUCAACAGCGGCAUGUUCAUGACACAGCCGAAAAUCGAACGGAGUUUUUGAAUCAAUACUUGGGCGGCAGCACUAUAUUUAUGAAAGCGAAGCGAUCAUUGACCAGCUCUUUUGAUCAUUUGCUGAAACGAAAAAACAGCAAAGACGAAGUGGCGCUGGCUCAAAAGGAGAACAAAACAAAGGAAGUAAAAGUGUCAUCAAACAGUAGUGAACAUAGUUUCAAAAAGAGCGAUGAAGAAACUGACGGUCCAACCACAUCUCGGCCAAGAACUGGAUCGAUGGAUUUGUCGGCUGCAUCAAAGCCUCUAAAAGAGGAACCAAAAUCACCAAUGAUGGAUAUAUUUAUGAAAGUGGGCAAUAGUCCGAAGGAAUCGAGCAAAACGGGUUCAUGGCGUCACGAGAUGCUACAGCGAGUCGUGACACCAUCAAAGAAUGGAAAUGAAGCAGAUAAACUGAUGUCGCCGCUUCGAAUGCGAAAUCGGCAACUGGUUAAUAUGAAAAAGCGUACCAAAGACGACUAUCGCGAAUUAUGGAAAACUGCAAUUCGUCAGACGAUUCUCUUGAUUCGCAUGGAAAAAGAGAAUGAACGAAAUCAAGCACGCAAAGAUGAGCACGAACGAAAGAAGAUUAAGUUGGAUUACGAUGAGAUUAUGCCAUCUGAAAAGGAGGCCGUUCAUCGUUGGGAUGUAUUCAUCGGCAAAGAGGUGAAUGCAGCCGGCGUUGUCGCGCAUAAAUGUGACCCAAAAGUGAUAUUGCAAGCAAUUAAAGCGGGAGUACCUCGCACAAUCCGCGGCGAUGUGUGGAAAUACUUGGCCGAACAAUUUGUAUUGACAACAGCACCGGUCGAUGUUAAGAAAUUCCCCAAUUACAACACACCCUAUAGUGUCUUGUUGAAAAGCCUAACGGAACAUCAACACGCGAUCUUCAUUGAUUUGGGCCGAACGUUCCCUAACCAUCAGUACUACAAAGAUUCGCUUGGUGUGGGUCAACUAUCACUUUUCAACGUUCUCAAAGCAUACUCAAUUCUAGAUCCAGAACUUGGAUACUGUCAAGGCUUGGGUUUUAUUUGCGGCAUUCUACUUUUGCAUUGUGAAGAGGAAGAGGCAUUCAAUUUACUGAAACACUUGAUGUUCCGUCGCCAGAUGCGAGCCAAUUACUUGCCCGAUAUGAAACAAUUCCAAUUGCAAUUGUAUCAAUUGUCGCGUUUGAUCCGAGAUCGACUACCGGAAUUGUACAAAUGGCUGGAUGAAAAUGAAGUGUCACCAACGUUGUAUGCAGCUCCAUGGAUCUUGACCGUGUUCAGUUCGCAGUUCGCGUUGGGUUUUGUGACGCGCAUUUUCG
Messenger RNA from Sitodiplosis mosellana (orange wheat blossom midge), 4380 nucleotides. It is a transcript of the gene plx, whose product is annotated as TBC1 domain family member 4. NCBI's taxonomy places the organism in Eukaryota, Metazoa, Arthropoda, Insecta, Diptera, Cecidomyiidae. The record is from RefSeq and is a predicted model, not a curated record.